Staurois parvus is the source of this 397-nucleotide messenger RNA. The record is from the annotation of a GenBank genome assembly. Lineage: Eukaryota; Metazoa; Chordata; Amphibia; Anura; Ranidae.
GACCAUUGGCGGCCUCACCUGUCGAUCACCAGGUACCGGAAGGUUAUUCACCACAGGUACCAGGCGAUUAUCUUGGACCACGGAUGGGGGAGAGACCUGUAUGUAAACAACACAGAUCUCUCCCCUUUCAACUCCUGCACUCUGCUUUGUAUGGCUCUGCAUAGCAGAGCCAGUGUAAAGCACACACACAGCACACAGUAAAACAGCACACAGCUCACAGUUAACCCUUUGAUUGCCUCAGAUGUUAACCCCUUCCUGCCCAGUGUCAUUAGUACAGUGUCAGUGCUUUUUAUUAGCACUGAUCACUGUAUUGGUGUCACUGGGGAUGUCAGUGACAACAAGUCUGUUCCCCCCCCACUGUCAGAAUGCCCGCCGCAGUCCCACUAUAAGUCGCUGA